AUGAAGUGGCUGCUGCUGCUGGGUCUGGUGGCGCUCUCUGAGUGCAUCAUGUACAAAGUCCCCCUCAUCAGAAAGAAGUCCUUGAGGCGCACCCUGUCUGAGCAUGGCCUGCUGAAGGACUUCCUGAAGAAGCACAACCUCAACCCAGCCAGAAAGUACUUCCCCCAGUGGGAGGCUCCCACCCUGGUAGAUGAACAGCCCCUGGAGAACUACCUGGAUAUGGAGUACUUCGGCUCUAUCGGCAUCGGAACUCCUGCCCAGGAUUUCACGGUCAUCUUUGACACCGGCUCCUCCAACCUGUGGGUGCCCUCAGUCUACUGCUCCAGUCUCGCCUGCACCAACCACAACCGCUUCAACCCGGAGGAUUCCUCCACCUACCAAUCCACCAGCGAGACAGUCUCCAUCGCCUAUGGCACCGGCAGCAUGACAGGCAUCCUCGGAUACGACACUGUCCAGGUUGGAGGCAUCUCUGACACCAAUCAGAUCUUCGGCCUAAGCGAGACCGAACCCGGCUCCUUCCUGUAUUAUGCUCCCUUUGACGGCAUCCUGGGGCUGGCCUACCCCAGCAUUUCCUCCUCUGGGGCCACACCCGUCUUUGACAACAUCUGGAACCAGGGCCUAGUUUCUCAGGACCUCUUCUCUGUCUACCUCAGCGCCGAUGACCAGAGUGGCAGCGUGGUGAUAUUUGGUGGCAUUGACUCUUCUUACUACACUGGAAGUCUGAACUGGGUGCCUGUUACUGUCGAGGGUUACUGGCAGAUCACCGUGGACAGCAUCACCAUGAACGGAGAGGCCAUCGCCUGCGCUGAGGGCUGCCAGGCCAUUGUUGACACUGGCACCUCUCUGCUGACCGGCCCAACCAGCCCCAUUGCCAACAUCCAGAGCGACAUCGGAGCCAGCGAGAACUCAGAUGGCGAUAUGGUGGUCAGCUGCUCAGCCAUCAGCAGCCUGCCCGACAUCGUCUUCACCAUCAAUGGAGUCCAGUACCCCGUGCCACCCAGUGCCUACAUCCUGCAGAGCGAGGGGAGCUGCAUCAGUGGCUUCCAGGGCAUGAACGUCCCCACCGAAUCUGGAGAGCUUUGGAUCCUGGGUGAUGUCUUCAUCCGCCAGUACUUUACUGUCUUCGACAGGGCAAACAACCAGGUCGGCCUGGCUCCCGUGGCUUAAGCCUAAGUCUUUCCAGCCACCUCCCGGGAAGAUCUGGCCUCCGUCCUGUGCCCACUUUAGAUGUAUCUAAUUCUCCUGACUGUUCUUCCCAGGGGAGUGUGGAGGUCUUGGCCCUGUUCCCUCUCCUACCAAUAACGUAGAAUAAAAACAUAACCUACU
Molecule: messenger RNA, 1326 nt
Organism: Pongo pygmaeus (Bornean orangutan)
Lineage: Eukaryota; Metazoa; Chordata; Mammalia; Primates; Hominidae
Product: pepsin A-4
Exons: 9
Coding region: 1-1167 (388 amino acids)
Biological process (GO): proteolysis
Cellular component (GO): extracellular exosome
Molecular function (GO): aspartic-type endopeptidase activity
Source: RefSeq, a predicted model, not a curated record